AAUCAGGAAGUGAGCGUUUGCGUCACUCUCGGCAGUUAUUUGAAUCGACAGAAAGGUCUCGUUUAUUUGUUAAGCUGAGUUAAACACAACAGAAAAUAUAAAGUAAACAAACAGUCGUUCUUAAGUGACGGUUUAAGAUAUGGUUAUACUCAAUUAGCUGCUGUCAGUUAGCUAAAUUAACGGAAAAUAGCGGAAAAGUGGCUAGCUUAGCUUAGCACGUCGUAGUAAACAGUUGUAUGAUUAGCAUAAACCGCUGUGUUUGUUUGGAACAGUUGACAGGUUCACAUUUUAAAAGAAUUUGGCGUGUAUUUGGAUAAAACCUGUCAGACCUUUCUUCGGGUGUAGGACGAGAUGGAAAAGCAGGAGCAGACGGAGUGGGACGCAGUGAACCGUCUGCUGCAGCACCAGGGCUUUAAACCCGUCCGCUUCGCAGAUCCCACUGAGAACAAGAACCUGGCAGACCUGGUGCUGUUAGAGAGGACGUCCGCGUCCGAGCUGCGCAUCACGCUGAAGACGAUGCUGAUGGACUCGGAGCGGAGACAAGCGCUGAUAGAGGAGCUCAUCCAGUCUAACAGCAAGUUAAAGCAGGAAGUGGAGCAGCAGCAGGCUCGGGCGGUGCGUCAGUCAUACAGAGCGGAGGAGCUGGAGGGCGUGUUGGCCGGGGUAAAGGUCAAAGUUCAGGGGCUGGAAGACUCCAUUAUCAAUAAAGCAGCGCAGCAGCAGGGACAAUUGCAGCAACUGCAGCAGGACAAGAGAGAGGUCCAGAUGCUCUGUCAGGCUCUGCAGCAGCAGCUCAGUGAGCAGGAGUCUCAGGUGUGUGAGCUGCAGAAGAAUCUCCAGCUCUCAGUGAAAGAGGAGGAGAAACGUGCCUCUCGCCAGAACCAAGCGUUCCAGCAGUUCCUCAGUCGCUCCGCUCGACUGCACUCUCCUACUGACCAGCUGGUCCUAGAUGUCAUCAGUGUUUACGAGUCUCAGCUGCAGCAGCUGCAGGAUAAACUGAAGAAGUGUUGUAGAUGCAGUGUGUGUAAGAACGACUCUUCUGACUCUCAGAACACCGACACCACAGAGUUAACCUCCUCCAGCUACAAAACCCUGCUCAAGUCGUAUCAGGAGCAGUUGAAGAAGACUAAAGCUCAGCGUGAAGAUCUGAAGUUGGAGGUUCAGCGCCUCAGACAGGAACUGGACUCCAGGCCGAGUGUGAAGGAGCUGAAGAGCUUUAAACAGCAGCUGAGGGGGAUGGAGCGCCUCAUCCAUAACAACAACAACAUCAGGUCAGUCCAGACGAAUGAAGAUCCUCCGAGUUCCUGCAGUGAGACACAGCAACACAGCACAGAGAGCCAGAGAUACAUCACGGAGAUCUGCUCGGAGCUGAAGGUGAAGGACGUGAGUCACGUGGUCGCUGCAGUUAAAGCUCGCUGCAGAGAAGCCGACUCGGCACUCCAACUCGAGAAGAUCCUGAGUGACAUCACAGCUGUCCUGACCAAUCCGAGAGCUCCGCUGGCGUUGCCAAGGAGACCUGAUGGCGCCACAGGCUCGGAGCUGGAGCAGAUUGUCCCCGUGCUGGAGAUGUGGAGCCAGCAGCUCGGUGCUCUGCCCGACCUGCAGCACGCCGUCAGCAGGCUGAUGAGGAGGCUGUUGCCGUGGCAGCGGGAGGACCAAGCGUAUCCUCAGUGUGUGAAGGUGGAGGACGUGAUGCUCAUGGUGGACACACUGUUGGACGAGACCACUCCAGACAACAAGGUGUUGCGCACUCCCACUAAGCCCACCCUGCAAGCGAUGGUGUCUCAUUUCCAGAUGCUGUUUGAUGUUGUGAGUAUUCGCGGUGUUUACCCGAGGAUGAACGAGGUGUACACUCGACUGGCAGAGAUGACCAACGCCAUGAGGAACCUCCGAGACAUCCUGGACAUGGAUGAAAGUGCAUCCCCUGGUAAUGUGGUGAACAUGGUGGCCAGAAUCUUGACUGGGACAUCGUCUUCUCAGAACCCACACAAGCUGCUCAGAACCAGUGACAGACAGUGAAGCUGAAGGAACAUGAGGAGUUCAUUCCUGUGUUUCACUCACCUGUCCUCAAACUGCUGAACACUCUGGUGAGGAUCCAUUCUGCAUCAGUGGAGGAGUUCUCAUGAAGCUGAAGCGAACUGAUGGAACUGUUCCAGAAAUCAUCUGAAAUCUUGCCAAAAGAAAGACUAGAAUUUUUUAUUUUUCAUACUUUAUUUUUUGUUUUUAGAAAUUGUCAUAGACAUAUAUCUUUUUUUAGCUUGUUAUUUUUCAAUACUAGGGAUUCUCAGUGUGUGUGUGUGUGUGUGUGUGUGUGUGUGUGUGUGUGUUUAUUACACUAAAUUUCAUUACUUUUUCACACUCAUGCUGUGGGGACCGACAUGUGGUCCUUUCUGUGUGUGAGGCUCAGGAUCCUCAGAUGAUGCUGAUGUUUGGUGUAAAGAUUUUUUCUGGACCCAUAGACACUGUUGACCAGGAAUAAAUGUGACUGCUCGUC
Molecule: messenger RNA, 2494 nt
Organism: Hemibagrus wyckioides
Lineage: Eukaryota; Metazoa; Chordata; Actinopteri; Siluriformes; Bagridae
Gene: cep70
Product: centrosomal protein 70
Exons: 17
Coding region: 352-2019 (555 amino acids)
Biological process (GO): cilium assembly; regulation of microtubule cytoskeleton organization
Cellular component (GO): centrosome
Molecular function (GO): gamma-tubulin binding
Source: RefSeq, a predicted model, not a curated record